Molecule: messenger RNA, 336 nt
Organism: Hansenula ciferrii
Lineage: Eukaryota; Fungi; Ascomycota; Saccharomycetes; Phaffomycetales; Wickerhamomycetaceae
Gene: RTC3
Product: Rtc3p
Exons: 1
Coding region: 1-336 (111 amino acids)
Source: RefSeq, a predicted model, not a curated record
AUGUCAAACCCAGUUAAAGUUUUCUAUAAAGGUGAUUCUCAAGACUUCGUUGUCUUUGUUGAAUCUGAAGAAAUUGCAUCAAAAUAUACUGAAGAUUCCACUAUACCUUUAGUUGAUGUUGUUGGUACUUUUAAAGUUUAUUCACCAGAAUCUGGUAGAGGUGUUGAAGGUGUAUUACAUGAAGCUUCAAAUAGAGAUUUAGAAAAUCAAUUUGGUAAAAAACCAGUUGAAGAUGUUAUAAAAUUUAUCAUUCAUGAAGGUACUUUCAAGAAUAAUACUAAAGUUGGUAAAAAACAAUGGGGUUCAACUAAUGAUUCAAAUGGUAUUAAUCAUUAG